AUGUUCUCGGCCGCCGCCAUGCCCAUCCGCUGCGCCGCGGCAGUGGCCGCCGUCCGUCCCCGCGCCGCCGUCAGCGUGCGCCCGUACCUCUCGGUCCCGGCCUCCUACAGCACCAGCGUAACACGCCCAUCCCAACUCCUCAAGCUCUCCGCCGCCGCCUCCGCCCGCUACUCAGCUUCCGCCGCCACGCGCUGCCCCUCUGCCAUCACCGCCCGCCUCGUCUCCUCGAGCAGCUCCACACGUGCCGCCACCACGACUGCCAAUUCCUCCUCUGCCUCGGCCCAUGCCUCGGCGGCCAAUGCCGCCGAUACCUUGACCUGGAACCGCUUCCUUGCGCUCCGGAAGACGCGCCGCCGGCUGUCGUUGGUCUGCAGCGUCGCAGCCGCUAUAGCAUCGACGGCCGUCGGCAUCAACAUUCUGCUCGCGAGCGACAUCGACUCUCUCGGCGCGCAGACGUUCGGUCUUGAUCCAAUCAUCGUGACGGGCAUGGGAACCGUGGCUUGCGGCUGCAUAGGAUGGUUGCUGGGGCCGGCCAUCGGUGACGGUCUGUUUAGGAUUGCGUACCGGCGGAUCGGGAAGCAGAUCGUUGAGAAGGAGAAGCAAUUUUUCCAACGCAUAAAGAAGUUCCGCGUCGACCCCACCCAAUCCAGCCUGAACAACCCCGUUCCUGACUUUUACGGCGAGAAGAUCGGCUCGGUUGCUGACUACCGCCGUUGGUUGAAGGACCAGCGCGCCUUCAACCUAAAGACGUCGGGCAAGCCGCGUGGCGGUGCAGGUGCCGUGGCGUUGGGGAAGAGGGCCAGGAGGGUGUCGACGGUUGCUGGGGGUCGUUGA
Messenger RNA from Lasiodiplodia theobromae, 834 nucleotides. RefSeq names its product Mitochondrial import protein. Gene Ontology annotation, biological process: protein import into mitochondrial matrix. The coding region runs from base 1 to 834 and encodes 277 amino acids. Gene Ontology annotation, cellular component: PAM complex, Tim23 associated import motor. The record is from RefSeq and is a predicted model, not a curated record. The transcript is spliced from 2 exons. NCBI's taxonomy places the organism in Eukaryota, Fungi, Ascomycota, Dothideomycetes, Botryosphaeriales, Botryosphaeriaceae.